AUGGAACAUCAUCAACGUUUAUCGUGUUCGUCCUCGUCUUAUUCACCGCGGCAAGACUGGCGUCAGCAUCCCAACUAUUUUCCUCCAUCACCUCCAACAACGACAGCAGCAGCAGCAGCAACAACAAAUCAUCAAUUUAAUAAUCAAUCAUGGAUGCGACCAUCAUCAUCAACAUUAACAAAAGUCACUCCGAAUAGUGACGAUAAUAACAGUUCGAACUAUUAUCAUUCUUGGUUGCAUACUCUUCCAACGCCGCCCUCGCCGGUACUGAAUUCAAUUAACCGUCAACGUUACACGCCACGAUUUGCAUCGAUCAAAUCUCAUUCGCCUAAUUACUAUCCAUUAAUGCAAGCCAAUCUACAAAAAGAUACGACAUUUACUAAGAUAUUUGUCGGAGGUUUACCUUAUCAUACGACUGAUGAAACAUUACGAGCAUUUUUUUCCAAAUUUGGUGAUAUCGAAGAAGCAGUUGUUAUCAACGAUCGCAGUACGGGGAAAUCACGUGGAUAUGGAUUUGUAACAAUGGUACGAAAAGAAGAUGCCGAAGAAGCUGUGAAAGAUCCUAAUCCGACAAUUGAUGGUCGUCGUGCUAAUGUUAAUUUAGCUUAUAUGGGUGCUAAGAAUCGUACUGCAGCAUUAUCACUUGGUUACAGUGUACUGGCUCGUAUGCCAGCAUAUCAAUCAACAGCUACUGCUUACCCGUCAAACUUGAUCUACUAUCCAUUACCACAACAAUCGACUAUGCAACAGCCGAUUUAUUUAGCUCCAACGACGGGUGCAACAGGUGGGACAUGGCCAUCAAGUAUAUUUUCGCAAUUUAAUCUCGCGAACUUAUCAACAACGUCCAGUGCGAAUCUUGCAGCCGUAUUAAAUCCGGGUACAUCACCUCUACAAACAGUGUGUGAUGCAUCAACUGCCCUAUUCGAUCAAGCUGGUAUCGCAUCGCCUUCACCAAAUAUCGCUGGAAAUACUCAAACAAGCGGACAACAAUUGUAUUGGCCAGGUCAUAUUUGA
Messenger RNA from Adineta ricciae, 1014 nucleotides. The record is from the annotation of a GenBank genome assembly. NCBI's taxonomy places the organism in Eukaryota, Metazoa, Rotifera, Eurotatoria, Adinetida, Adinetidae.